Messenger RNA from Pocillopora verrucosa, 691 nucleotides. NCBI's taxonomy places the organism in Eukaryota, Metazoa, Cnidaria, Anthozoa, Scleractinia, Pocilloporidae. The record is from RefSeq and is a predicted model, not a curated record.
AUGAAUGAAACAGAAUUAAGGAACUUUGUUUCCGAGAACCUCAAGAACGGCAAAUGGCAACUGGUUUUCUUGUUUCUGGCUGGACUAAUGGAGGAUAAAGUUCACCUACCGAGCGCAAUUAUCACUGACCUUCUUCCUGUGAAAACUGAAGAGGAAAAAACUGCAGGAUUUAACGAACAGUGGACAGAGAAUGAAGAGCCAAGGAAAACAACAUCCUGUGGGGGGUGGACACUGUUUCGGAGAAGACUGCACGCACCUGGGCUGACUCAGUACAAACAUGGCUUUGGUGACCUAAUUGGAAAUGCAACUGUUCCUAAGGAUUCUUUAGGUCCCCAUAAGGGCUGCUCGUUUGGCGCGUGGGACGAAGAUCCUUCAGGUAUUUGCUCUGCAAAGAUAGGGGGAGGCUGGUGGUACAGUGCUCAGACAGAAUGUGAUGUUUGUUCAAAUCUCAGUGGUGUCUUUCCGAACUGUGAAAACCCUCAACCCUUAGGUAUGAAAAACUGGGAAUAUUUAGAUUUUACCAGCCCUACAAACAGCAAUCCCACAUCUUCUUAAAUGAAAAUCAAACCAAUGGAGAAGUGAGCAUGGAGGAUAUGAGUAAAAAGGAAAAUUCAUUAAACCCACAAAAGCGUAAAAGUUAAUGGGAUUCAAUGUUUAUGUUGUACAGUCCAAAUUUUCCUAUUGCGUUUGC